This is a messenger RNA of Helianthus annuus (common sunflower), 2699 nucleotides long. Its product is annotated as small G protein signaling modulator 1. Bases 554 to 2401 code for a protein of 615 amino acids. The transcript has 5 exons. The record is from RefSeq and is a predicted model, not a curated record. NCBI's taxonomy places the organism in Eukaryota, Viridiplantae, Streptophyta, Magnoliopsida, Asterales, Asteraceae. Gene Ontology annotation, biological process: activation of GTPase activity. Gene Ontology annotation, molecular function: GTPase activator activity.
AAAAUAACAACACACACACACUUUGUUAUUGUUAAUAAAAUAAAAAAGGUGCAAAAAUUAAAGCACACAAAAGGUUAUGGUGUUUACAAAAUUAGGGCAAACAUCAACAACAAGGAGCAAAAGUAAUCUUCUGUUAUCGCUCCUGCUGGUUUUCGCUCUUUCCUUGCUGUUCGACGUCUUCUCCGGUGGUGAUGAUCGUCGGACAUGUUUCGGUUUUGUUGAAGGUAAGAGCGACGGAGGUGUUGGUGCGGUUUUCUGGCUUACCGGUGGCGGCGGUGGUGGUGGUAGCGGUGGUCAUGGCUCACAAUCUAAUGUCGGAAUAGCUAUUGCCGUGACGGUCAUGGCUGGCCUCGCCGUGGCCGCCACCAUUGUUUACUCUAAUAGGUAAAACACUUGAAUCGAAUUCGAAACCCUAACCCUAGCUUUUGUAAUUUUAUUGUUUGGAACCCUAGCUUUUGUAAUUUGAUUUAUCAGGAGGUUAAUCACUUAAUUUAGAGUGUAGAACUAUAGAUAUAGUUGUUAGAUAUAUAUAGAUUUGGUAGAAAAAGGAAAGAUGUUGGAAUCGGAAUCACAACAGAAACAACAACGUGUGUCAAGAGCAUUCAGGCGGAGUCAUACUUCGUCUUCGAAUUCAAAUUCGAACUCGUCGUCUUCUAACUCGUCGAAUUCGACAUCUUCGUCGUCGUGGAUUCAUUUGCGAUCGGUUUUGUUAGUUGUUGCUUCUUCUUCGUCGUCGUCAUCGUCAUCCUCACCGGUUUCGGCAACUAGGGGACACCUGCAAUCACCGUGGUCAAGGAGGAGAAGAAAGCAUGCUCUUCAGCCGAAACAAUGGAAAAGUUUGUUUGAUGAAGAUGGAAGGCUAUGUGAUGGUGGAGUGAAGUUCUUGAAGAAAGUUAGAAGUGGAGGUGUUCAUCCUAGUUUAAGAGCGGAAGUUUGGCCUUUCCUUCUUGGAGUCUAUGAUCUCAAAAGUUCAAAAGAAGAACGAGAUGCAGUGAAAAUUAAGAAUAGGGAAGAGUAUGAGAAGCUUAGGAAACAGUGCCAACAAACUUACAAACUUAGUGCUAAAACUUCCCAGAUAAAGGAAACCUGUGAAAGCGACAACAACAAAGAUGAUGGUCAAGUUCUAGAUCCUACCAGGGCCGGUGGUGAUAAAACGAUAGUGGUAAAAGAAACCCGUAACAGCAACAACAAAGAUGAUGGUCAAGUUCUAGAUCCUACCAGUGACGGUGGUGAUAAAACGACAGUGGUAAAAGAAACCCGUAACAGCAACAACAAAGAUGAUGGUCAAGUUCUAGAUCCUGCCAGUGACGGUGGUGAUGAAACUACAGUGGUAAAAGAAAUCCCUAACAGCAACAGCAAAGAUGAUGGUCAAGUUCUAGAUGCUUCUAGUCCCAAUAAUUCUGUUUCUCCUUUUCUGAAUCAAUCGGAUGAUCAUAAACCAUGUGACGGUGGUGACGGUAAUGAAAUCACUUGCAAAACCGAAACGGAGUCUUCUGAUUCUGACUCUUCCGAAGAAGCGGACGACACUCGUCCCGAAAAACAUACACAAGAAACCGACACCAGGUCCUCCAACACAGGCAGUAAAACCUUAAAUCCAUACAGGUCAGAAAGUUUUGCCACAUGGCAACGAAUCAUUCGCCUGGACGCCAUCCGUGCAAAUGCCGAAUGGGUUGCUUACUCACCAUCUCAAGCCGCAGUUUCUUCAAGUAUAGCACUUGAGUCAGCCGAGAGCGUAUGUCUCAAGGACUAUAAUCAUCUAGAAGCGUGUAGAAUCUUCCAUGCUGCACGUUUAGUUUCGAUUCUUGAAGCAUAUGCAUUGUACGACUCGGAAAUCGGUUACUGUCAAGGAAUGAGUGAUUUACUUUCGCCAAUCAUAUCAGUCGUUGAAGACGAUAGUGAAGCCUUCUGGUGUUUCGUCGGGUUCAUGAAAAAGGCACGCCACAAUUUCCGGCUUGACGAGGUGGGGAUACGGCGGCAGUUGAACAUAGUGUCGAAGAUCAUCAAGGGGAAAGACUCGCACCUGUACCGCCACCUGGAGGAGUUGCAGGCAGAAGAUUGUUUUUUCGUGUACCGGAUGGUGGUGGUUCUGUUCAGGCGAGAGCUGAACUUUGAACAGACGUUGUGUUUAUGGGAGGUGAUGUGGGCGGACCAGACCGCCAUCAGGGCGGGAAUUACAAAAUCGGCUUGGGGGAGAAUGAGGGUGCGGGCCCCACCGACCGAUGAUCUGUUGCUGUAUGCGAUAGCUGCUUGUGUACUGCAAAGGAGAAAGCAAAUAAUAGAUAAGUAUAGCAGCAUGGAUGAAAUACUGAGGGAGUGUAACAGCAUGGCGGGACAUUUGGACGUUUGGAAGCUUCUGGAUGAUGCGCACGAUUUGGUGGUAAACCUCCAUGACAAGAUUUAGGAGCUCAUGUUCCUUCCACGGCGGCUUCUAUUUUGAAUAAUAUUUGUUCAAGUGUUGUGCCCGCACUCGGUGAGUGAUGGUGGCUUCUUCUUCUUCUUCCUAAAACAUGUCAACAUCUCGAUGGAGGUAAUUCUAAGUUGUAGAGAAUGUUGUAUUUUUCAUUCGGCUAAUGCUGGCUGUGAAGCGUUAAUUGUUAUCCUCAUUUGAACUGAAAGUUGAUUAUUUCCUUUCCUCUAAUCUAAAAGACAUUACAAAUUUGAUUGAUUAGUAGAUGACUGUAGUUAUUUCGUUGUUGAAA